AUGAACUCUUUAUAGAAUAUUAGGAAAAACAGACCUUUUCCAGUAUCAAGCUACGUGUUAGAAAGUUUAGAUAGCUCGUAAGAAGAAAUAAACCCUAAAAUAAGAGCUAAACAUCAGACUUUCAUUGAAAGAAGACCAUUUUCAGGCAAUAGAGCUAAAAAUCUAUCAAUUAAUAUAGGAGACUCUAGAUAAAGUAGAUUUAAAAACAGUAAAAUGAAUAAGAAAGAAAACUUUUCGACUGCUAUUGAGUUUUAUCAGAAUUAUGAAAUACUAGAAAAAAUAGGAGAAGGUGGCAGCUCAGUAGUUAAAUAAUGUAGAAAUAAAAAGAGUGGAUAGCUUUUAGUCGUAAAGAUAAUAAAAUAUUCAGACACAGAAAGAGUUUUUAGUAUAAUUUAAGAAGGGAGGAUACUUUCUGGAUUAAACCAUCCAAAUAUUAUCAAAAACCAUGGAUUUUACAUAGACACUACAAAAAAGACUUGCUAUAUAAUCAUGGAAAAAGCAGAAGGUUUGACUCUUAGCUAAUGCACUGUGGAUAGCUAUAUAUUUACAAACUACAAAAUGUCAUAAAUUACAAAAUCGCUUUUGCAGACUCUGAAUUAUCUCCAUCUUAAUCAUAUCUGCCAUAGAGAUAUAACACCUAACAACAUUUUUUAUAACCAAGGUAGUAUCAAAUUAAUAGAUUUUUCUAUCUCGAAAGAUUUAGGGAAUUGUCUUGUUAAUGGCAAAAUGUAUAGCUAAAAUGGUAACAUAGUAUAUAUGGCACCUGAAGUACUGUAAGGAAAGGUGUAUGACAAAUCUGUAGAUGUUUGGGGAGUAGGAAUAACUAUUCUAACAACAUUUUUAGGCUAUAAUCCGUUUGUAGAUGAGAACGGCUACGAAUUAUCAUCAAUCAGAAAUAUUUGUGAAAAAGAGCUGGAUUUUACUGAAUAUAAAUAAAUAGAUCCCAGUGCAAUAAAUUUAUUGUAAUAAAUGCUUUAAAAAGACCCUGAAAAAAGAAUCACAGUAGAAAAAGCGCUCAAACAUGAAUGGCUUGAACAAAAAAUUGAUAAAGAAGAGCUCACAACACCACAAUUUAGCAGCCACAAAUUCAAAAGACAUUCUGUCUUCGUAUGUAAUAAUAAUCUCUCUUUAAGUACUCAGUCUAACAAAGUCAACUUUAAAAGAGGAUCCUUUCUUUUCAUUAAAUAUAUUGCUAAAAGUUUUAUAGCCGAAGAUGCAGAUGAUGAAAAUUAGUAAGAUUAAAAUGUAAUUGUUGAAUGA
This is a messenger RNA of Tetrahymena thermophila SB210, 1260 nucleotides long. RefSeq names its product plant dual-specificity MAP kinase kinase family domain protein. Gene Ontology annotation, molecular function: ATP binding; protein serine/threonine kinase activity. Gene Ontology annotation, biological process: mitotic DNA damage checkpoint signaling; protein phosphorylation. Lineage: Eukaryota; Ciliophora; Oligohymenophorea; Hymenostomatida; Tetrahymenidae. The transcript has 6 exons. The record is from RefSeq and is a predicted model, not a curated record. Gene Ontology annotation, cellular component: cytoplasm; nucleus.